Molecule: messenger RNA, 1464 nt
Organism: Monodelphis domestica (gray short-tailed opossum)
Lineage: Eukaryota; Metazoa; Chordata; Mammalia; Didelphimorphia; Didelphidae
Gene: ANXA10
Product: annexin A10
Cellular component (GO): plasma membrane; cytoplasm; nucleus
Molecular function (GO): calcium-dependent phospholipid binding; phosphatidylserine binding; calcium ion binding
Source: RefSeq, a predicted model, not a curated record
AUGGUAACAACUGGGGAAAAUCAGGCCAGAUAUAAUACAGGAGGCAUCGUCUCCUCUGAGCUUUCAAGUGAGUUGGACGUUUUAAGAGGCAGAGGUGCAGACAGUACAUUUCAGGUGCAAGGAACCAUCCUUCCAGCUCCAAAUUUCAAUCCUGUCAUGGAUGCUCAAAUGAUAGGGGGAGCCCUUCAAGGAUUUGACUGCAACAAAGACAUGCUGAUUGAUAUUUUAACUCAGCGCUGUAACGCACAGAGGAUUAUGAUUGCAGAGGCAUACCAGGGCAUGUACAGCAAGAAUUUGAUUGAAGACCUGAAGGAAAAUCUUUCAGGACAUUUUAAAGAAGUGAUGGUGGGUCUGAUGUAUCCACCACCAUCAUUUGAUGCUCAUGAGCUUUGGCAUGCCAUGAAGGGAGCAGGCACAGACGAGAAUUGCCUCAUUGAUAUACUAGCAUCAAGAACAAAUGGAGAAAUUUUCCAGAUGAAAGAAGCAUACUAUUUGCAAUACAACAGUGACCUUCAGCAAGACAUUUGCUCUGAGACUUCUGGACACUUCAGAGACACACUUAUGAAUCUGGUCCAGGGAACCAGAGAGGAAGGUUACACCAAUCCUCCCAUGGCUGCCCAGGAUGCAAUGGUCCUUUGGGAAGCUUGUCAACAAAAGACAGGCGAACAUAAAACCAUGUUACAAAUGAUUCUAUGUAACAAGAGCUACCAGCAAUUGUGGAUGGUUUUUCAGGAAUUUCAAAACAUUUCUGGACAAGACAUAGUAGAUGCUAUUAAUGAAUGCUAUGAUGGAUACUUUCGGGAGCUACUCGUGGCAAUAGUUCUCUGCGUCCGGGACAAGCCUUCCUAUUUUGCUUAUAGGCUGUAUAGUGCAAUCCAUGACCUAGGUUUCCAUAACAAAACCAUUAUCAGGAUUCUAAUUGCCCGAAGUGAAAUAGAUCUGAUGAAUAUAAGGAGAAGAUACAAAGAAAGAUAUGGAAAAUCUCUGUUUCAUGAUAUCAAAAAUUUUGCUUCUGGACAUUACGAGAAAGCUUUGCUUGCCAUCUGUGCUGGCGAUGUUGAAGAUUAUUGAAAGAAAAAAGAUGAAUUUGGGAUACUGCGUUCCCAUUCUUUAAAGAGGCCUCCAACAUUGACAUUUCUUCAUAAAUGUAGGUCAUCAGUUGUACCUGUAGUGAGGCUGGAAAAAUCACAAGAUCUUCUACAUUAACCUUAAUGGUUUUUAACUGACCAAAAAUGUGUUUGUCAAGAUAUAUGCUUAUUUCUUUUAAAAUACUUUUCUGAAUACAUUAAUUUGCUAACAUGAAUCAUAGACUAAUAAAAGUAAAGUAUUGGAUUUAAGUGUAUGUAUUUAAAUUAUUUUGUUAGCAACUUGUUAGUGACCAGUCCAUUUGAGAGGUCUGUUUAGGGCAAUCCAAAAGUAGAAUUCAGUGUCAAAGAUAGACAGUAAGGCCAUACAUAUUCACAU